Messenger RNA from Clupea harengus (Atlantic herring), 3970 nucleotides. RefSeq names its product potassium voltage-gated channel subfamily A member 10a (gene kcna10a). The record is from RefSeq and is a predicted model, not a curated record. Gene Ontology annotation, biological process: potassium ion transmembrane transport; action potential; protein homooligomerization. Gene Ontology annotation, molecular function: delayed rectifier potassium channel activity; protein binding. Gene Ontology annotation, cellular component: voltage-gated potassium channel complex; membrane. NCBI's taxonomy places the organism in Eukaryota, Metazoa, Chordata, Actinopteri, Clupeiformes, Clupeidae.
UGUCAACCCCCUGGCCCCACUUAACACACACUCCAACCCUCCCUGUCUCCUCCUAUCCUUGUAGACUCAUUUAAGUCCUUGAUCAAUAUCGUCCCCUCCUGUUUAUGCCCAUGGUGACCGACCAUGUCCUCACAACCCAUUUGGCAUUUUGUAGUCAUCAGGGGGUAUGGAUUAUGUUAUUCAUGUGUCCUGUUCACUUUGAGGCUCUUUCUGAGACAGCAGGCCAUACGUUGUGGACUGGAGGGCCCCCGUGAAACAUGGCCCAGAGAGGGAGAGAGAGAGAGAGUGUCUGGGUCACAUGUCCCUGUGUGUCACAGUGAGAGCCACCCUCUCAAUCCCCACCCCUGGACAUGCUGACUUGGUAUUAGCAGUAUUAUGGAAAUGGAGCAAUUCGUGCACGGUGUCACUUUUUUUUUGACAACUUCCCUCUCAGCUGUGCAUAAUCGGAGUAGUUGGAGAUAAGAGGAAGUGUCCAUUUCCUUUUUAGCUGUGGACAUCUGUACGCAGGCUGGACUGUGUGUCAUUGAGAGCAACAACAGGUGUGGAUAUCGGGCUGCAGUGUAAAACCUAGACCUUGGAAAGUCAUCAAAUGAUUAAAGAGCACUGAAAUGGGUACCCUGCAUCUCACGUCAGCCAAUGUGCCAGAUAUUUAGAGGGGCAGUCCCAGCUGUACCGGUGACCAUCUGAAUGCUGUUAAACUACCUCUUUGCCCUGGUGGAGUGGUUUCUAAUCCAGGUCGGGACUGAAAUCCCAUGACUCCCAGGCCUGACUAAGGCAACAGGCACCAUGGAGGUCGCGCUGGUAGACUUCGAGAAUGUAGACGAUGUCGACUGCAGCAUGGGGGACCUGGACGGUCCGAACUACCCAAACGAGACGACGGCUCUCGCGGUGGACAUGCCAGAGUGCAGCGCCAGCAGCAACCACCUGUGCUCCCAGCGGUCUUCACCCCCGCGGAAGCCCAGUCUGCACGGACCGACCCUGGGGCUGCCUCACUCGCCCACCUUGCCACUCUGUGCCUCGAGGGGACGAGCCAGCUGUGCCAGUCUCAUAUCUAACUGGAAGCUGCUGCUGAACAGCGAGGGGAACCAAAGUGAAACCAUCUUCAGCAAGCUGGCAAAGGAAUGCUGUGAGGAUCUAUUCGUUGACAAGCGGGGCUUGGAUGACGGUGGACAGAAGGUGAUCAUCAACAUCGCUGGCUUGCGGUUUGAGACGCAACUCAAGACUUUAGACCAGUUCCCUGACACCCUCCUCGGGGACGCCAUGAAAAGAAUGAACUACUUUGACCCUAUGAGAAAUGAAUACUUCUUUGAUCGCAACCGACCAAGCUUCGACGGUAUUUUGUACUACUAUCAGUCUGGAGGCAAGGUGCGUAGACCUGCAAAUGUACCCUUAGAUGUUUUUGCAGAUGAGAUGAUUUUCUAUGAGUUAGGGAAUGAGGCAAUGGAACAGUUCAGAGAGGAUGAGGGCUUCAUCAAAGAGGCAGAGGUGCCUUUGCCAACCAAUGAGUUCCACAGACAAUUCUGGCUGCUCUUUGAGUACCCCGAGAGUUCCAACGCAGCACGAGGAGUUGCUUUAGUCUCCAUCUUUGUCAUCACCAUCUCCAUUGUCAUUUUCUGCAUGGAAACCUUACCGGAGUUCCGAGAUGACCAUGAAGUCCUGCCCACUGCUGGUUAUCCCUUAAACCAAUCCCGAGGCAACUUCCCAUCUUUGUUCCCUCCAAGUGCCACGCCCAAAACAAUCACCGCCACCCUCUCAGACCCGUUCUUUAUAGUCGAGACUGCCUGCGUCAUCUGGUUCUUCUUUGAGCUGUUUGUGCGAUUCAUUGUGUGCCCCAGCAAAAAGGAAUUCUUCAACAAUAUCAUGAACAUCAUUGACCUAAUCUCCAUCGUCCCUUACUUUGUGACUCUGAUCACCGAGGUAGUGAACCAUCCAGAAGUAAUUUCCACCAACCAAAACCAAAACAUGUCCCUUGCCAUCCUCCGAAUUGUCCGGCUGGUGCGAGUUUUCAGAAUCUUCAAGCUCUCUCGCCACUCCAAAGGCCUUCAGAUCCUGGGCCAGACCCUGAAGGCCAGCAUGAGAGAGCUGGGACUACUAAUCUUCUUCCUCUUCAUCGGAGUCAUCCUCUUCUCCAGCGCCAUCUACUUUGCUGAGGUGGAUGAACCAGACACGCAGUUCACCAGCAUACCAGAUGGAUUCUGGUGGGCUGUGGUGACCAUGACAACUGUGGGCUAUGGAGACAUGUGCCCCAUAACACUAGGCGGCAAAAUGGUGGGCACUUUGUGUGCCAUUGCUGGUGUGCUGACCAUUGCUUUGCCUGUGCCUGUCAUUGUCUCAAACUUUAACUACUUCUACCACCGGGACACUGAGCAAGAGGACAAGAAGCCUGUUGCUGAGGCAACAGACAAGAACAUGAAGUCAGGGGCAGCAGCCAAACAUGGCAGCAGCACAUCUCUGAACAAAGCCAAUGGCAAAUACUGAUGAUUGAAUUUCACCACUGUAUCUCAAGGUAUUUAUAAUGGAUCAGGCUGUUGAUUUGUUGUUUGUAUUUUAUAAUGCUGUAAACAUGAGACCAGCACACAACUUGUACAUUAGAUGUGAACGUUAUUUAGAGGUUAGAAUCUCAAAGAAGUUUGCAUGUGCUGCAACUGUUCUGAUAUUACCUCAUUAAUUAAUUCAGUAAUUCAGAAAUUCUAUAAUUUAAUUAAUUAUUCUGUACAUCCUCAAUAUUUGUAGCAAGGUAUACUUAUCAGACUCUCUACCCAAUAUCCAUAAUAUAUAACAAAUGGAUCCAGUUUACUUAUCGAGUGAUCGGUCAUGACAUAUUCAAAAGGAAACAUUUGUCUGUCGGUCAUAAUACAGUACAUUAUUUGACAUAGUUGCGGGUAUACUGAUCUAUCUAUAACAUACAUUAAUUUAAUAGAUAUUUGAUUUCCAAUCGUGUAUUGUUGCAUUAUCAAUGAGUGAAAUUACAUAUCUCAUUCAUAUAAUUAUGAAUUGAUUAAGUUAAUCAGUUAUAGUAAUCAAUAAAGUGCUGUAUUUCUUAUGUGAUGGUAUUUUCUGGUGUCAUCUUGUAUAGCGUCUUGAGCAUCGUAAUGACAUUUGCUUUGAGUUGUAAGAGAAGAACAUCAUUAUACUGUUACUUUGGAAAGCAUCAUUUUAAUCAAACCUUCUCUCAAAUGUUUAACUUUUUUUCUUAUCAUUUUCCUCUCAUUUUCUGCUCUUCGUCUGUUUGAAGUAAGUGCCUUUUAUUGUGAGUGAAUAUUAAAUACUGUAUAAAUACCUUAGUCCUCUACACAGACAAAGCAAGGUCAUAUUAAAGGGAGAAAGAUAACUGGUUGAGGGGGACAUGUUUUUUCAGUUCUAUCAUUUCUGUCAUCUUCAUAGGUGGGAGGGAGUUUUAUUGCAUAGAAACGCUAACUCAGCAAGGAAUACAGACCCUGUGAACUCAGCUGCCCCCUAUUCAUAAACUAAUGGUUUGUUAUUGGACCUGAGAGAGGAUUAUGUAAGUAGUGACAUUCUGUCAUGCUGAGGUGGUUCUUUAAUCAAAGUGCACUGUAACCAAGGGAGGUGAUCCACUUCUUCUGUCUGUCCUCUGUUACAUUUAUUAUUUAUUUGUCAAGUACCUUUUCAUCCGAAGCAAAGUACAACAGAAAGAAAGCAUACGUUUUAUCAUUGUCUGGGCUACCUUUUUUUAUGUGGAGAUUUUCUUUGUUGUGGAUUUCAAAGGGGAGAAUGAUCAGGAAAUGUUCUGAACUUUUGCCAUGGGACAUCGUUCCUACAUUUUUUUUUUUUUACUGGAUUAUCUCUCAUAGCUUCACCACCGGAGAUGGGAUUACUGAGAACAAUUUUGCUUGCAUAACAGACAUAUGUGAAGUUUGGAAGUAGUACUGUAUAUAUCAUAUAUAUGCAUUGUGUACUGGUAAAGAUGCUGCUGUGUCUGAGCUCAAAUACAAUACACGCUAUUUUAAAA